UCAUAUUAGUGCAGAACACUGUACCUUUAAUUUAAAUGCCCUUGGAGUCUGCUGGGGAAGAGAAAUAAUACUGUCAGUCAGUAUGACAUGCAGAUGAGUGCCGUCCAUCUUAGAAUCACCGCACACUUCACUCAUUUGGGCAGUCACGGGGCCAAAACCAGAGUGUGGAGCCACAGUGUGGCGGUGGAGGCAGCAGCAAUGGGAGGCCAUACAGCACCCUAUGACAAAAUGGAAACCAGCAGCAGUGUGAGGAGACCUGAAAGUGGCACAUGGCAGAGUGUGGCGAUGGAGACAGCAGCAAUGGGAGGCCGUACAGGGACCCAUGAGACACUCUGGACCUGGCAGCAGCAAGAGGAGGCGGUACAGGGGCCCAUGGCAGAUUACGGGCCUGGCAGCAGCAUGAGGAGUCGGUACGGGGGCCCAUGGCAGAUUACGGGCCUGGCAGAUGACGACGAGGCUGCCAAACCGGCUACCGAGCCACUCUCCUCGCCAGUACUUCUUCGCCUGGCUGCUGAAGAGGCGGAUGUCUCCCCCCGUUCCUGACCGC
This is a messenger RNA of Staurois parvus, 547 nucleotides long. NCBI's taxonomy places the organism in Eukaryota, Metazoa, Chordata, Amphibia, Anura, Ranidae. The record is from the annotation of a GenBank genome assembly.